AUGCAAACGCUGAGCUUGAAAACACCCUUGAGCCGAUAUCGGACCGUAACCUCAGCCGGUGCACGAUUCGCCAUAAUCAUGCCGUCACAAACCUAUACGCUGGCCAGCAGGGUCAAGCUGGCGACGGGCCAGACGAUCCCCCAGAUCCAGCUCGGGUUGUACAUGAUGUCCGGCAAGGAGGCCUACCAGUCGACCAAGUGGGCCCUGUCAGCAGGCUACCGAGGCUUUGACUCGGCGCAGAUGUACCACAACGAGCGCGAGUCGGGCAAGGCCAUCCUGGACUGGCUCAGCAGCCCGGAGAACACCGACGGCCUCAAGCGCGAGGACAUCCACUACACCUCCAAGCUGGCGACCUGCAGCUCCCAUUACGACCAGGUGCGCCGGAGUAUCAAGAAGUCUGUGGACGUGUCGGGCUUGGGCUACGUGGACCUCUUCCUGCUGCAUAGCCCGUACGGAGGCAAGGAGGCGCGGUUGACGAGCUGGAAGGCUCUGGAGGAUGCGGUGGAGGCGGGCGAGGUCAAGAUGGCCGGUGUGAGCAACUACGGUGUUAGACAUAUCGAAGAGCUCAUGGCUUCAAGCCCAAAGGUGCACCCUGUUAUCAAUCAGAUCGAGGUCCAUCCAUUCAACACGCAGAUUUCCAUACGGGAAACGUGUGCCAAGCACAACAUCAACGUGGAGGCGUACGCCCCUCUGGCCAGGGCAAUGAGGAUGAAGCACCCCAAGAUUGUCAGCCUUGCCAAGGCAUACUCUUGUACACCUGCGCAGCUGUUUGUGAGAUGGUCUUUGCAGAAUAACAUGAUCACCCUGCCUAAGAGUGUGAAGAAGGAGAGGCUGAUCGAGAACGUCGAUGUCAACGGCUUUGAGAUCUCGGAGGAAGACCUGGCUGUAAUGGACAAACUUGACGAGGGUCUGGUUACGGAUUGGGAUCCGACGGAUGCCCCGUGA
Diaporthe amygdali is the source of this 945-nucleotide messenger RNA. RefSeq lists its product as uncharacterized. Gene Ontology annotation, molecular function: oxidoreductase activity. Lineage: Eukaryota; Fungi; Ascomycota; Sordariomycetes; Diaporthales; Diaporthaceae. The transcript has 6 exons. The record is from RefSeq and is a predicted model, not a curated record. The coding region runs from base 1 to 945 and encodes 314 amino acids.